UAUCCACAAUGGCUGGCGCCUUCACAAGUUGAGCACCGUCGCGAAAGGUACAUUUUCUUAUACUUUUGUCACCUAUGUGAAACAAAGUUGAUGGAUCUUCACGUUUGACAUUUAAAGGAAAAAAUCAGCGAUCACGCUAACGGUGUUUCAACAUUCUUAUUAUUUUGUUAGUGUAACAGUUAAAACGACAGUUGAAGACUCACUAGCUUUGAAGAUUUGUCCCAAACCAUGAAUAUUGUGGGCCAGUUGGCAGAGACCGUGUAUGUGACAGUCAAGGAGCUGUACUGUGGCCUUAAUCCCGCCACUCUCACCGGUGGGAUCGAUGUCAUCGUGGUGCGACAGCCCGAUGGCUCCUUCCAGUGCUCCCCCUUUCAUGUCCGCUUUGGCAAACUGGGUGUGCUUCGCUCCAAGGAGAAAGUGGUGGACAUUGAGAUAAAUGGAGAACCAGUGGACCUGCACAUGAAGCUAGGGGACAAUGGGGAAGCUUUCUUUGUUGAGCAACAUGAAAACUUGGAGUCUGAAGUCCCUGCCCAUCUCUGCACAUCCCCAAUUCCUUUUGACGACCCCCAAGACACUAAGGAGACCAAUGACGGAUCCUCUCUCUCUGGGUCCGGGACUCGCAAGAAGAGGCGUCGUCGUAAAUGCGUGCGCUCAGAUAGUCGCCAGAGAGAAGAGGCGAUGUCCUCUUCAGAUGAGCAAGAAAAAGACAGGGAGUGGGAGAACGAUCAUAGCGGACAAGAGAGCCCAGAUAAAGAUUCACAUGCCACACAGCUGCAAGUCAGUAAGUCAGUGUACUAUUCGCUGUCUGAGGAGCCACCCGAGGAGGAGUCGGGAGUCAGAGAUGCUCAUCGACACUCGGACGGAGACCAGUCGCCUGUAGAAAAUGUUUUUGACAGCCGUCCAUCCUCCCCUAAGAGUGACUCGGAGCUUGUGGUGAAAAAUCAGUCUCCCGGGGUAUUGAUGCAGUGGAACUGGGGAGGAUUUCCCACGCCACGCCAUUCUGAGAGAUCAUCAGGGGAGUUGCAGCAAUCUGACUCGACUCAUUUCCGCACCAUUCAGAGGCAAGACUCCUUUGACAUGGGCAAUGAGCCUGUGAGUAACUGUAGCAGAGCAGGCCGGGUUACUGUGGUCAGACCGCAACCCAGGACUCACUCCCUGGACCUGAGUGCCUACGCCUCACAAACGGUGCCCCCGACCUUGGAUGAACACCUCAGCUUUACCGCCUCAACCUGGAGCGGCCUGUCAAAGUCUGAGAAGGAUGACUCUGAAGUCAUUGCUCCUGAAGACCCCACAGUCAAUACUGACCAAGUUGGUGACAGGAGUGAUGCAGCUGAAGGUCAAAAUGAUGAUAACAGUCAGCCCACUGAAGACACGAUGGUGGAAAGAAAUGUAGCAGACAACGCAAGCAUGGAAACGCAGGAGAGUGGGCAGACGGAACGAGGCUGCAGCGGUAGCGCAGCCGUUAGCGAGGGCGACAGUGGCAUCGAUCCCUGCGCCGAGGGAGGGGAAGAAGAUGGCCGACUUGGAUUGUCUCACUUUGCAUCUCCAAAAGAUGAAGACGCAGACAACAUGUCUGCUGAGGAGUUAGCAAACUGCGCCGAGUUCUCAACCAAACAGGAGCAGCAAGACAAAAAGAAGGGUGAGUGUCAAAACUAUGGCAGACGUAAUCAUCAUCUUGGACCGACGGGUAUUUACCUGGAUGAUCUGACUUCACUUGACCCUGAGGUUGCAGCACUCUACUUCCCCAAGAGUGAAACGGAGAAUUGCUCCCUUCCUGUCGUCGAGCAAGGCUCCGGCUCAGCAAGUCAGUCUCCGCAAUCUAUGGGCGCGCUGGACAGCGGUACGGAGUACUUGUCAGAUUCUGCUCCCGACGCCACAGAGGUCAGCAUGUCCCUCUGCGGUCAUGUGGGCGACACCAGCCAAAUCACCAAAGAGAAGUUUCUGGAGCACUCUGUGUCAUACCAGGACUUUGUCAACAAUCCAGGAAUCAUUGAUGACCCUAGUCUAGUGAUCUGUAUCAAUUCCAACUAUUAUAACUGGGCAGUGGCUGCUCCAAUGGUUUUGUCGCUGACCGCUUUCCAGAGGAAUUUACCCAAGAGUGCUGUUCAGAGCCUAGUUAAGGACAAAAUGCCUAAAAGGUCUGGACGCUGGUGGUUCUCCUGGAGGAGAAGAGACUUGGACAACAACCAGCAAGAGCCUCAGAAGAAAGACAACCAGGAAGUACAGGGUGAGGGUCCGAACACAGAAAUCGCUACACUGGACGAUGCGGAUGAAAAUGCAGUGGCAGGGCCUGGUCAAAAAGCCGUCCUUACUUCGAGCAUGUCAACAGACACGCUUCGCACCACUCAGUGUCUCACUCAGUUGUACUGCAAAUCACUUCGUCUGACUUCUGAACAAAUAGCAAACUUGAAUUUGCGCGAAGGAGUCAACAAGGUGAUAUUUAGCGUGACCACUCAAUACCAGGGCACCUGUCGCUGUGAGGCCGCCAUCUAUUUGUGGAACUGGGACGAUCGCAUCAUCAUAUCAGACAUAGAUGGCACAAUCACUAAGUCAGAUGCUCUAGGACACAUCUUGCCUCAGUUUGGGAAAGACUGGACGCACAAAGACAUAACCAAACUCUACCACAAAAUUCACCAAAAUGGCUACAAGUUCCUGUAUUGUUCCGCGCGGGCUAUAGGCAUGGCCGCCAUCACGAAGAACUACCUGCAGUGGGUCAACGACAAAGGCACUGUUCUUCCAAAAGGCCCAGUACUGCUGGCCCCAAGCAGCCUCUUUUCUGCACUGCACAGGGAGGUGAUUGAGAAGAAGCCGGAGGUGUUUAAAAUCGCCUGUCUCAGUGACAUCAGGGAUUUAUUCAAUCCCAGGAAACAGCCUUUCUACGCUGCCUUUGGCAACAGGACCAACGAUGCUUACGCCUACGGGAAGGUGGGGGUGCACAACACCAGAAUCUUUACUGUCAAUCCAAAAGGAGAGCUGCUUCAAGAGAUGACCAAAGGAAACAAGUCCUCUUACAGCCACCUCGGUGAGUUGGUGGAGCAUUUCUUCCCUGAGGUGGACGAGAGCGGCUCUGCUGCUUUCGCGUGUCCCGAAUUCAGCAGCGUCACCUAUUGGAAGGAUCCACUGCCAGAAUUGGACCUCGACACACUACUGUAGAUACCACACCAACAUAACCAUCAUCUGCCUUAAUAUUUACAACAAUGUGUUACAACACCUAAUAACUGCCUUUGAUUGACUUCCCGGUGGUGUUAUUGAGUCAGCAUUAAUUACACUACUCGGACUGAUACGUACAAUCAGUCCAAUGUUAAUCCUAAAUAUGCAAUUGUUCAAGUAAUAUGUUGCCUUUGUUUUUAUUAGUUGCGAUGACAUUCAUUCCAAUUAUUUAUGCCACAUAACUUUCACUGCGUCCAACAUAUCAGCUCAAAGCAUAAGCCAAAAAUGAUGCUAAUGCCAAUUUUUUGCGUGUGUGAUGGGACCAUUGGAAGCACCAAGCAGUGACAUGACGUUCCUGUUGAGUGGACGCUUGAUACCGUAUCUGCAUGCAUGGGUGUGGAGUUGUAUACGUUGUGCUUUGGCUACUAUUAAGUUAUUUAACAUUGUUUUUCUGAGAUUUUUUUGGGGGGAGGGGUCUCUGCUGUUUUCAUUGUUUUAGUAUACCCAUGGUACUAAAGAAUUUAGGUAUGACAAUUACUCCCUACUCUGCAAACAAAGUGCAUGGUGGUUUUGUUAUGCUGAAAAUGAUUGAUUUAAUCAUUUCAUAGAGUCACCAUGUAAACAAAUGGCACAUUUCAUGUCUUCCUUUUAGUGACUACUGCACUACAACAUUCAGAAACGUUUGUACACUGUGAAUGAGGGAGAUGCUUUUAUUCUGACAUAAUGUCUCUGACCCAAGAAUUGAGGAAAAUUGCAAUGUUUUUUAUGGUUGUUUAAUGACACUAUUUUCUGUGCGUACUUUUAAUGAUACAAAAAUGGAAUUCAAUGGAGGUAGUUGAAUGUGCGGUUUUAAAAAUUAAAUGCAUGGCAGAUAUGAUGCAUUUGAAAUAAAUCCAUCUGUUUUAAUA
This is a messenger RNA of Syngnathus acus (greater pipefish), 4058 nucleotides long. Its product is annotated as phosphatidate phosphatase LPIN3-like. The transcript has 20 exons. Gene Ontology annotation, biological process: fatty acid catabolic process; cellular response to insulin stimulus; positive regulation of transcription by RNA polymerase II. Bases 229 to 3153 code for a protein of 974 amino acids. The record is from RefSeq and is a predicted model, not a curated record. Gene Ontology annotation, cellular component: nucleus. Gene Ontology annotation, molecular function: phosphatidate phosphatase activity; transcription coactivator activity. NCBI's taxonomy places the organism in Eukaryota, Metazoa, Chordata, Actinopteri, Syngnathiformes, Syngnathidae.